Molecule: messenger RNA, 774 nt
Organism: Alternaria atra
Lineage: Eukaryota; Fungi; Ascomycota; Dothideomycetes; Pleosporales; Pleosporaceae
Exons: 2
Coding region: 1-774 (257 amino acids)
Biological process (GO): ubiquinone biosynthetic process
Cellular component (GO): mitochondrial inner membrane
Molecular function (GO): lipid binding
Source: RefSeq, a predicted model, not a curated record
AUGCCACCACCAGCACGACUAGCCAACUCGCUACGCGGGACUUUCCGAGCUGCCUCAAAUCGUCCAGCAGCAGCGGCCUUGAGACAGCGAUGCUUGUACCAUUCGUAUGAUUAUGCUCAACCGCCGCCAUUUCCUCCCGCCGAGUCUGCGAUACUUUCUUCCGCAUAUGCACACGUACCGAACCAUGGCUUCACUAUAGAUGCGCUGAAGCUUGGUGCGAGAGACGCCGGCUAUCUUGAUGUUUCUACGAAUCUGCUUCCACGCGGUGUUUUCGAUUUGAUCAAUUACCAUCUUGUCACCCAGCGCUUGGCCCUGCAGAACAAUGUUCAAUUUCCAGAGGAAGGAGAGCAAGGCAAGAAGAUGGGCGUUGGCGCAAAAGUCAGGACAUUGACGUUGGCGCGACUGCGAGCGAAUGAACCCGUUAUACAUCGGUGGCAGGAGGCACUUGCGAUCAUGGCUCAACCCACGUACGUCCCCGCAUCGUUCGCUGAGCUUGCAAGACUCGCAGACGAGAUCUGGUUUCUGUCUGGCGAUCAAAGCGUCGACAGCAGCUGGUACAGCAAGCGCGCAACUCUCUCCGCCAUCUACUCUUCGACCGAGGUAUACAUGACGCAGGAUAAAUCGGCAAACUUUGUUGAGACGGAACAGUUUCUCGACAAUAGAUUGCAAGACCUCAUGAAGGUUGGUGGGUUCAUGGGAGGGCUGGGUGAGUGGCUCAACUACACGGGUCACUCUGCCGUGAACGUGCUGAGGAGUAAGGGCGUGCGUAUCUGA